CAACAUUCUGGUGGCGUUUCUGUGAAGCAGCAUUUCUCAGAUGGGCUCUUUUAGCUUUAGUUUUAUUAGGUUUACUUGUAGAUUUGGUGCAACAACACAGGCCUUUUUCUCCAGAGAGGAUGUUGCUCCAUAAACCGUUCGCUGCUGAUCCAUUUUAACCUCCACUGCAGAAGGUGUGCUUUAGAAACAGCUAAAAGUACAUUUAUCCUUUUAUAUUUUGGAUUUUAGCUGAAUCUGAAUUUAUUGAUAUUGUUUUUCUUGGUGAAAGAAUUUCUUCUGACAGAAUGGAAAACCUGCGAUACCAGCAACAAUAACUUACAGAAGGAGUUGGUUACAGAUCGUCUUUUGUUGCUGAAGAGAUAUUAUAGUUCAGGGUUUAUUAUUAGCAGACUUACCAAGUCUAUUCUGAGUGAUGGAGGGUCUUUGUCUACUUAGAGGCUGCUAGAUUUCUGCAAGAUCACAAGAGUCUGUUUUAAUAUAUUCACCUGGUAGUAAAAUAAAGACCGGCCUGUUUAAGUAGCACCCUCCUAAGACCCAAACAAGCCGGCGCCAUUUUUACUACAGCUGUUUGUGUUUACUCAGCUGUGGAGGAGAGGAGGCCUCCUGUUAAAGGUCAGAGAGUGAAGGAGCAAUUUAUGCCCACCAUCUCCAUUCGGGUUGAAAUGAUAUCAUGCAGAUGAAGUACAACCUCUUAAGUUUCAGCGGAUCUGCUGAUUGGCUCUUUACGGGUAUAGCUAAUGUGCUAAUCAAACAUAGUGAGAGGUUGCAGAACAAAGCUCUGCUCCAGUUUUCAGCUGUUAUGUUUAAAGGAACGAUGUGUCUUUUCCCUGGCGACAGGGGGCAGUACACAUGUAUUUUAGAACCGAUGUUUUUUUUGGUUAUAUGGUACGAAGCUGCCAAUAUUUUCUAACAACCGGGCAUUGUUUAAUUCAUUUUCAACAACAUUUCGAGGAAUAUUUCCAGAUAUUAUUGGUAAAAACUACACAUUGUCUCUUUAGGGUUAUAUGUUUAAAUAAUGUUAAUAACAAAAAGAAAAGAUGUAAACAAUUACCAUGUUAUGUUUUAAAUAGGAAUAGACUAGAUGCAGAUUGUGAAAUUUGAUUAAAAAAAAGAAAGCCUCAAAUUAAGAAGCUUUCCUUUAAAAUAAUGUUUAUUAAUUGUGUAAGAAAUAAAAAUGGUAGCCAACAUAUUUGUUAUAGUCCAACUUCUAUUAAAGAUGAAGUUCAUAAUUUUUUUUCAACACAUUUUUAGCGGCUGCUAGUAUAAAUUAAAGCCUUGUGAGUCGAUCACUGUGGGGGGAAACAGCUCUGGCACUCCUGUUUCAGGAAGGGAAGUUUAGCUGGAGGAUGGGGAGCAGAUAACGACAGGAUUUGUUGUCUAACUCUUUAUUUCCUGAUAUUCGGAGGUCUUGCCUCUGAUUGGCUAACAGCAAUGCGACUCUACCACUGACUCUGUUUGCUUUUCAAUGUUGAUGUUUUACUUAACAAAUAACACAAGCCUGGAGGAGUUCUGCAAGUUGUGGAGUUGCUAAUGCUAAUGGUUAGCUUCUGCUAAUGAAGAUGUUCUCUGCUGUUUCCUGGACACUAAACCAAAAACAGCCCUCCCCGUCACGAGUCAAGAUGGGUGAGUCCAUAAGUGACAUAGGUCUGACGGACUUUUUCUGACUUUAAAGAAAAUAUGAAUUAGGGCUGCACAAUAUAUCGAAAAAUUAUCGUCAUCACGAUAACAGGACGUGCGAUAGGCCCAUCGCAAAGCACGUCAAAAACGGCGAUAAAUGUUUGGUUCAAACAUUUCCAUCCGUGUCAUACAUCAACUUUUUGUAAACCAGCUCUGUUUUUUACGCGGAAGUAUUAUUUGACCAAUCAAACGUAGUCCUUCUGAUAUGCGGCCAAUCAGAUGGGUCGGUUCACGUAAUACGCCCGCCCCCUCCGAGCUGCCCAGCGCUGCUCGGCUGUCUCCAUCCGAAGGUUGAGAUGUUUGCCAGCCUUACAUAACCGCUCUUGUUUUCAGCACCACCACUUCCUCCGCGCGCCGCCGACACCGGAGCGUCGGAGACGGUGCUGCCGAGUGGAGCUUCCCGGGCUGCGCUUACUUUGGGCCGCCGUGCCGCCACCUGGUUCACCCGCUCCAGCACAGACUGUAUCCCCAAAAUUCCACCAUCUCCGCUCCGCCCCUGCUUUCCUCUGCCGCUCGCUUCCCUUGUUCGUCAUGCUGGCUCAGAUUAACGAACGCACUUUGUGCUGAGGUUUCUGGCUCCGGUUAGCUUCCAGCUAAAAGGCUACAGCAGCACUCUCCUCCCAGUCCCACCCUGAGCUGCUAAAGAGGAGCUAGUUCAAUUAGUUAGCUUGUUAUCAGAGUCAUAGUUGCAGUUUCAUCAUCUGAGCUGCUUUUUAAAAUCUUGGUAAACUUGUUCAAUUUGGGGAUAAAACAAACGUUUUCACAUAUUUUCCAUGUAGUUUUUUUUUGCCAGUUCCUCUUCUGAAAGGUAGACAAUUGUUUUUCUCUUUCCCUCAGAAAAUCUUAAUAUUCUCCUAGUUUGGCCCAGCACAGUUCACUUCCCGCAGCAACAGCCUUAUAUCAUAACCACAUAAGUGGAGAAAAUGUUCAGUAGCAAUGAGAGAAUUUGCUGUUGCAUUUAAGUGAUGUUAACUAUUAUUUAACAUUUAAACUUGUUUUUUGAUUUUUUUAUUUAUUCAAACAACCCUGGUAAGGAAUGUUUUUCUGUAUUUGGAGCAUCAGAAAAAGUUUUAUGGUGGAGGUGAUGUUUUAAAGUCACUGAGAAACUGCAUGCAUGCAGUUAGUUGUUUUGCUGCUAAUACAGUAGCAGGUGCAGCUGCUAAUACAGUAGCAGGUGCAGCUGCUAAUACAGUAGCAGGUGCAGCUGCUAAUACAGUAGCAGGUGCAGCUGCUAAUACAGUAGCAGGUGCAGCUGCAUAUUUUUGCAAUAAAAAUGUUAUGUUGUAAUGGAAUUCAUGCAUUAGUUUUUGUUUGCUUUGAACCCAGAGCAGACGUCACACGCCAGACGACAUCAACACUGCAUACUUUAGUAUUUGUUCAUUUAUCGUGAGUAAUAUCGAUAUCGCAAUAUUAAGCACUGUUAUCGAAUAUCGUAGGUUUUCCUAAUAUCGUGCAGUCCUAAUAUGAAUGCAUAUCUAAACUGUAGAAUGUCCUGGUAGGACAUGUUAGCAUGCUAGCAUCUAGCUCAGCUUCUAAAAGUGUUAAAGCUAUCAUUUAUAUUAUCUCAUAUUGCAGUGAGGGGAUGUAAAAUUGAAAGUUUUUUGAUGAGGACGACAGCAGCAUAAGAAUGCAAUAAAUAAACAUCUCUUCUUGUUCCCUCUUCGUGCUGUCACCAAGUGCUUACAGAGCAGAAAGUGCGGGGUGCAUUUUUGAGUCUUGUCAUGCUGAUUUGCUGCUGAUAUAUAAAUGCAAACAUGCAGAUGUCAGCGACAUCUUUCUCUUUGUGCGUCUGAUCAUACCAAGGGAGUUAGAACAGUGUAAAAGUUCCCAGUCGGCCGGAUUUCUGCUGCACCUGUUUGUGGUCGAGCUUCCUACCAAACCGCCUCCAUGCAGAAAAAGCCCUGAGUCCUGUAGGAGCUCUGAUAAGUGCGGUCGGGUUUGCUGUGUUUGCAGAACAUUUCGUUCCUUGUGGGGAAGAUUUCAGAUUGUUUGCUGAAAAUCAUUGUCAUUGGUCAGAUUUCAUUCAGCAGGAAUUUAAAUUUUUUACAGACUUUGUCUUGUUUAUAUUCUAGAGACUCUUCUGAUGUUUCUUUUGUGUUUUAGUUUAUUUUAAAGACUCAUUGGUGCUCUAAACAGCUGUAAACCUGCUUAAUGAUGCCAGCAGCUUUCUAAGUCUCUGUGUACUUGUGAUGUUUUUGUUUACCAGAUUCCUGAUUGGCUUGUAAUCAUGACACGUUAGCUGCAAUUAUUCUUAAUGGAGUUUCAUAAAGAAUUAGUAGGUUUUAAAUGUAGCUUCUAUUUUCCUUUAACUUUUCAGAUUAAAAGGACAUCGUAGACAUAAAAAAACAUUGUUGAUGAGUAUUAAAUAAUAUAAACAGGUCUAAGUUGAACAGAAUUCUACAUUCUAGUGGAAAAAGCCAAACAGAGAGUAGUUUUACAGCCAAAGAGACGUAGCUUUCAUCUGUUUAUGAUUUUUAUAGUGAUAAACAGUUUAUAGUUUAUAAACUAUUCACUGAUGCUAAUCUGCAGCAAACAGUUGUGUCAACAGAAAUAAAGAAGGAACAAUCCUGCAGACGGGGUCAAAUCUAAUAAAAGGUUUUUAUUAUUUUUCAAAUGAUGUACCAGCAGGUCAAACCCUGUGAAUGUUUACAAACUCAACGAUGAGGUUUAGUUUUAUUAGUGUGGAAAAGUACAGCAUUCAAGAUGGAAACGUACACUCGUGUAACAGGACUAAACUUGUUUCUGCAGCUUUAUUACAACAUUCAGUCUGGGGAAAGCCUGUUACACGUCUGUGCUCCUGAGCACUAUUAUGCAGCCAGGUCUGAUUCAUAACUAACACACUGAACCAGCUUUCUGGCAUGUCGCCUCCCACACACACACACACACACACACACACACGCACACACACACACACAUGCACACGCACGCGCACACUUUCUGAUCAAGGCUUUAAAGGCGACCCAGGGAGGCCCGGCUACUCACUGACCUCUUGGCUCUGUUGGGUGACCAGGAAUUUUAACCAGAGACGUGAUGGAGACGUUGGUGUGUCCGAUGGGUGGAGGAGCCACCAGGCUGUACACCUCCCUGACUCAGACCUUCAGCAGCAGCAGCUCACCUCUCCCCGUCCCCCACUCCUACCUGUCCCCCCAGCCUUCACUCACAAACCUGGAUCCAGAUUUAUACCUGAAGGGGUCCCCUGUGUGUCCCCUUGAUCCAGUGGAGCUCCCUCAGCAGUGCCAGGAGGCGCUCAAGGACCGGCCUCUUCACUUCCACAGGGACUUUGUUCACAUGACUGAUCGAAAUGGAAACAGCGCCCCCUGCAGCCCCAUCAGGGUGAUGCAGUGGAACAUUUUAGCCCAAGCUUUGGGCGUAGGAGUUGAUAACUUUGCCCGGUGUCCCCUGGAGGCCCUUGGCUGGUCCCGGAGGAGGUCCCUUAUCCUGGAGGAGAUCCUCACCUACCGACCUCACAUCCUGUGUAUGCAGGAAGUUGACCACUUCUAUGACACUUUCCAGCCGGUCCUGGCGGGCCUGGGCUACGGCAGUCACUUCUGUCCUAAACCCUGGUCUCCGUGUCUGAACGUGGAGGGAAACACCGGCCCAGAUGGUUGCGCUCUCUUCUUCGACGAGUCUCGAUUCGAGCUCCUGGACAGCGUGAACCUACGACUCUCCGCCAUGAUGAUUCCGACUAAUCAAGUUGCCGUGGUGACGACCCUGCGUUGUCGCAGCACGGGGAGGUGCGUGUGCGUGGCUGUGACCCACCUGAAGGCUCGGUCCGGGUGGGAGUGGCUCCGCAGUGCAGAGGGAUCAGACCUUCUUUGGCAUCUUGAGAAUCUGGUCCAGACACCUGUUGGGGAUGACUCCGGCGUCAAAGUGCCGCUGCUCAUUUGUGGGGAUUUCAACGCCAUCCCAGCUGAGGAGGUGUAUCGACGUUUCGCAGCAUCUCCUCUCGGUUUGGACUCUGCCUACAAAAAACUCAGCCCAGACGGUCUGACCGAACCAAAGUACACGACCUGGAAGAUCCGAGCCACAGGGGAGUCUUGCUCCACUCUGGACUACAUCUGGUACACGAAAGACUCGCUGAGGGUGGACGCUGUCCUGGACAUGCCCAGCGAGGAGCAGAUUGGACCCAACAGGCUUCCAUCCUUUCACUACCCAUCUGACCAUCUGUCUCUGGUUUGCGACUUCAGCUUUAAGGAGAAGGAAUGAAGCCGCAGCCAGCUGAGUCGAGGUUGGCUACUGAUCUGUUUUUCCUCCACGAGAAGCGAAGCAUUCGAAUCGCUGAGUGGGCGUGAGAUGGUGAAGAUGUGAGGACAGGAAACCAGAGAAUGAAGUUUGUGACUGAAGUGUUUAAAUAAAGGUGCUCAGGUUGCAUAGAUGCAAACAUCAAGUCUUCCAUCAUGGACUUAUGACAGUGAAGACCAGUUUUCUGUAUAUGAACUUUAGUUUUUACUGGACAAUCCUAAUUAAUCCCAAGUCAAUAUUGUGUUUCACGUUGAUUAAAAACAAGUGUUUUGGCUUGAAAUCUUUUUUUUUCCUUCCCCACUUGGGUUGGGGUUCAGGGAUGAAUGUUAAAAGGUUGAUUUCAGACAUAUUUUGUAUAGUUGUUGGUAAAUCCCUGUGGGUCCAGAGAAAAGUGGACAUCUCAUCCGAGGAGCUUCAGCUCAAAACAGAAAACUUGCUGCUGGAAAACCUUUUUAACCCGUAAUGAUUUAAUUACAACCAGGGACGCACAAUAUAAUCUGCAUUCAUAUCUGAAUCGGCUGAUGUUAGCCAUUUUUUAACAUAGUGGUAUCAGUCCGAUAAGUCAAACUGGGCCGAUAUUAAACAGUAUUUUUUCCAUCUAGUAGCCAUUUGUGAGUUUCAGAUAGGGACGGGGGUGAUGAUGCGUAAUUAUUUGGUUAUAUGACAGUGAUAGUAAUCAUCUCAGAAGUAUAAAUGUGUGAUGAGUAUAUUUUUAUACAUAAGUCUUAUAUUUGGGGUGUUUAUUGGCAAGAAUCUGGCAACAUAUCAACACAGGGGAGACUAUAUUAUAACUUAUACUAAAAGCCAGACGAUGUGAUUUUUAUUUUUUUACCCAACUUAACAGAAAAACUCAGGCCAGAUGCCUCCAAGUGUCAAAUGUUAUCCAAGAUUUAGUUCUGUCAGUGAAGGCGGUAAAAACUGCUGCCACCUAGCAGUUAGGGUUGGAAUUGCACCACACAAGAUAUUUUGUGAACAUUUACAUGUAAAUUCUCCUUUAAAAGCAGUGUAUUUUUUUUUAUUAUCAACUCAUUACAAUAUUUGUGUAUUGAUAUUUUCUUACAUUCCUUCUCAUUUUAAUGUAAAUAUCAGUUAUUGAAGAGAACAGCGAUAUUAAUAUCAGAUGUCUAUUGGCCUACAUUUUCAUAUCUGUGCAUCCCUAAUUCCAACAUCCACACAAAAGUGAAAUUGCAUUAAGCUCAAGUCCAGCGGCCUUUUAUCUGAACCUACCGAGACGUUCCUGCAACUUUAGGUUCCAUUCCUAAAGGUUUAAUAAAAAACAAAACCCUUUCUUAAUCCGCAGUGGAUUUAUUUAUUUUUUUAAUCUUGUGCAUCUUUUCAGUCCGACACGACUGUAUUAUCUUGUUGAUAAUAUGAACAAAGUAGAACAAACUUCAACUGGAAAAUAGAAAAUGCAAACUGAAUGUUAUUUUGAAAGAUCAGAUUAGGUUUUCAGCGUAAUCCUACAAACGUGUAGAAACAGUUCAUGACUAGGUCAGUAAAAAAAAAGAACAACUCAGGUUUUGUAUAUUUAAGUAAAAUCUACUUUAAUACACUUUGAAACAAGAGUACAACAAAAUAGAAUAUACUUCAAAUGUUGAAUAUACAAACCGUUCGUUCUGAACACAGAAAAUGUCCCUUUUCUUCCAGAACAGAUUAAAAGAACGAAAUGUGGGGCGGACCGACCCGGCAGACUGACCCUUUGUUUAAAGUGACCAGAAAUCAUCAGUGGUUUUGUGUUUCUGCUGCAUAUUUUGCAUAAACUCAUCAUAAUCAAAACUUCUAAAAACAAUGAAAAUAAAGCUGAUUGUUGAUUUUUGA
Messenger RNA from Nothobranchius furzeri (turquoise killifish), 7737 nucleotides. Its product is annotated as nocturnin. The record is from RefSeq and is a predicted model, not a curated record. Lineage: Eukaryota; Metazoa; Chordata; Actinopteri; Cyprinodontiformes; Nothobranchiidae. Gene Ontology annotation, molecular function: poly(A)-specific ribonuclease activity. Gene Ontology annotation, biological process: circadian rhythm.